GGCCCCCAUUGGCCGCUGGAGAGCGCGCGUCACCCGGCUGGCGCUCACCUCCAGCCCCAGUGGAAUUGGAGCCGAGGAGGAGCUGAAAAUGCAGAUUUAGCAUCAAGCACAGACAUACACUCGCUCUUUCUCUCGGGUACACACAGAUUCCCACAUUCGCACCCCUGCCAGCAAGCCGGGCUGCGCGACUGCACCGCUUCCCAGCCAGCCGGCUGCCGGUGGACAGCACACAGAUCUGCCGUUUGCCCAGCCUCCCUCCAGCUUCUUUUUCUAUACAAAGAUUUAAAAAACAAAAACAAAAACUACAUACCAGUUUUUUAAUUUGCACCUUCCCUCCUAGUUCCCUGCUCCACCAACCUGCGCGGCCCCCAGCCCCACUUUCCAGUCCUAAAGAAGGAUGGAGGGUGGUUGUGGCUCCCAGUGGAAGACCGCCGCCGGGCUCCUCUUCUGUGUCAUGGUUUUUGCAUCUGCCGAGAGACCGGUCUUUACGAAUCAUUUUCUUGUGGAGUUGCAUAAAGAGGGAGAAGAAGAAGCUCGCCAAGUUGCAGCAGAGCACGGCUUUGGAGUCCGAAAGCUCCCCUUUGCAGAAGGCCUGUACCACUUUUACCACAACGGCCUUGCAAAGGCCAAAAGAAGACGCAGCCUAUACCACAAGCAGCAGCUGGAGAGAGAUCCAAGGGUCAAGAUGGCCCUGCAACAGGAAGGAUUUGAUCGCAAAAAGCGAGGCUACAGAGACAUCAAUGAGAUUGACAUCAACAUGAAUGAUCCUCUUUUUACAAAGCAAUGGUACCUGAUCAACACUGGGCAAGCUGAUGGUACUCCUGGCCUGGACUUGAAUGUGGCUGAAGCCUGGGAGCUGGGAUACACAGGGAAGGGGGUGACCAUUGGAAUCAUGGAUGAUGGAAUUGACUAUCUCCACCCAGACCUGGCCUCCAACUAUAACGCAGAGGCAAGUUAUGACUUCAGCAGUAACGACCCCUAUCCAUACCCUCGAUACACAGAUGACUGGUUUAACAGCCAUGGAACUCGGUGUGCAGGAGAAGUUUCAGCUGCAGCCAACAACAAUAUCUGUGGGGUCGGUGUGGCCUACAACUCCAAGGUGGCAGGUAUCCGGAUGCUGGACCAGCCUUUCAUGACAGACAUCAUUGAGGCCUCCUCCAUCAGCCACAUGCCUCAACUGAUUGACAUCUACAGUGCCAGCUGGGGCCCUACAGAUAAUGGAAAGACAGUGGAUGGACCCAGAGAGCUGACACUCCAGGCCAUGGCUGAUGGCGUGAACAAGGGACGCGGGGGCAAAGGCAGCAUCUAUGUGUGGGCUUCCGGGGAUGGUGGCAGCUACGAUGACUGCAACUGUGAUGGCUACGCUUCGAGCAUGUGGACCAUCUCCAUCAACUCUGCCAUCAAUGACGGCAGGACCGCCUUAUAUGAUGAGAGCUGCUCCUCCACCUUGGCAUCCACCUUCAGCAAUGGGAGGAAGAGGAAUCCUGAGGCCGGUGUGGCCACCACGGACUUGUAUGGCAACUGCACUCUGAGGCACUCUGGGACAUCUGCAGCUGCUCCCGAGGCGGCUGGUGUGUUUGCACUGGCUUUAGAGGCUAACCUGGGUCUGACCUGGAGAGACAUGCAGCAUCUGACUGUGCUCACCUCCAAACGGAACCAGCUUCAUGAUGAGGUCCAUCAGUGGCGACGGAAUGGAGUUGGCCUGGAAUUUAAUCACCUCUUUGGCUAUGGAGUCCUUGAUGCUGGUGCCAUGGUGAAAAUGGCUAAAGACUGGAAAACUGUCCCUGAGAGAUUCCACUGUGUGGGAGGCUCAGUGCAGGACCCUGAGAAAAUACCAUCCACGGGCAAGUUGGUGCUGACCCUUACAACAGACGCAUGUGAGGGGAAGGAAAACUUUGUCCGAUACCUUGAGCACGUCCAAGCUGUCAUCACGGUCAACGCAACCAGGAGAGGAGACCUAAACAUCAAUAUGACCUCCCCCAUGGGCACCAAGUCCAUAUUGCUGAGCCGGCGUCCGAGAGACGACGACUCCAAGGUGGGCUUUGACAAGUGGCCUUUCAUGACCACCCACACUUGGGGGGAGGAUGCUCGAGGGACCUGGACCCUGGAGCUAGGGUUUGUGGGCAGCGCAGCCCAGAAGGGGGUGCUGAAAGAAUGGACCCUGAUGCUACAUGGCACACAGAGCGCCCCAUACAUCGAUCAGGUGGUGAGGGAUUACCAGUCCAAGUUGGCCAUGUCCAAGAAACAAGAGCUGGAAGAAGAGCUGGACGAAGCUGUGGAAAGAAGUCUGCAAAGUAUCCUGAGGAAGAACUAGGGCCGCAGUUCCACUUCUGCCUCCACUUCCCUCUCCUUCUGUCUCUGCCUCUGUCCUCGCUCCACAGUUCUGGCAGCCACCAGCCACCUGGCAAUUCCUGUCGCCCCACACAAGCAAUCCCAUCUUCUUGACCUGCAGCUUUGCUCAUUGCCCGUGAUUCUUUUCACUACAAUGGAAGUGAUCAUUUUUAUUCUGUAGCCCAAAUACAGCGUUCCUACCAACAUCUAUGUCCUAUGUGUGAAGCGACCUUCUUUAUUUCUUUCAUGUAAGUGGGUUAUCGAUAUACUGCAAGCAAAGCCAGGACAGCUUUGCUCUCCAUUCUUUUUUCAUAUCUGAGAAGAGAAAAGAAUACAUCUGAAAAGACACACUGGUGAUUCAAGAACCGUUGUCUGUGGUCUCAGCUGAGGCACUCUUACACAGCAUGGAAAAGAAAACAGGUAGAGGGUGAACACUGACACUCUGGAAGCUCAGGGAAGCUGCGGAUCCCUGGGUGGGAGGGUUGGCUUGAAUUUAGCAAGACUGAUCAGGGACAUGGACUGAGGUGGCAUGAUAAGAAAGAUACCAUCUGUAGACAACCCUGAGUACUAGACAGGUAAAAGAGAUGUUUAAAAAGCAGGUGCACUGGAAAUCUACCAACAUCCAAAUCCUAUUUGCUCUACUCAGCCAGGCUGAUGUAAAACCCGUGGUUUUUCUUUCACCCGCUGCUGCUCUGGGUUGUGAAAUCUGCUGGAGCAGCCCGGAUUUCUCUCUUGCAUAGAGUUCAUCCACACACCCUCAGUUUUCUGGUGUUCUUCACAUAGCUAUCCAAAAGAAAAAAAUAUAAGGCAGGACUAGCAGAGCAGAUGGUACUUUACUGUUUUUAAAGAUAGGAGCAUUCCUUUUCCUAAGUGGCAAGGGUGUUUUUGCUUUAGUUUGGUUUUGGUUUGGUUUAUUUUGGUUUGGUUUUGACAGUUUUACCCAGACCCACUUGGGCCUUGAUUUCCCAAAAAUAUCACUGGAGAGCAAUGUCUUCCUCCCUCAAGUUGUGAUUUCAUUGAUGUGCUGGGAAAAUGACCACUGUUGCAGAAGAGGAGGAAGGAUGAAGGGAGCACAUUGGAAACAUGAGUGGCCAUAUUCACACAGACCUCUGAUUGCAAAGAGCCUGUUCCGCUGAGAGGAAGACAUGCUACUGCACCCUACUGGAGGUCUGAAGACAGUAAGAGGUGACUGCUUUUAGGAAAGCACACAGUUGCCAUCUUGGCAACUCAGAAACCCAUGACAAUGUCUAACACAAACCCCAAAGGUUAUAGCUGUCAACC
Molecule: messenger RNA, 3612 nt
Organism: Nannospalax galili (Upper Galilee mountains blind mole rat)
Lineage: Eukaryota; Metazoa; Chordata; Mammalia; Rodentia; Spalacidae
Gene: Pcsk2
Product: proprotein convertase subtilisin/kexin type 2
Exons: 12
Coding region: 398-2314 (638 amino acids)
Biological process (GO): protein processing
Cellular component (GO): Golgi membrane; trans-Golgi network
Molecular function (GO): serine-type endopeptidase activity
Source: RefSeq, a predicted model, not a curated record